Molecule: messenger RNA, 180 nt
Organism: Neospora caninum
Lineage: Eukaryota; Apicomplexa; Conoidasida; Eucoccidiorida; Sarcocystidae
Product: putative 50S ribosomal protein L33
Exons: 1
Coding region: 1-180 (59 amino acids)
Biological process (GO): translation
Cellular component (GO): ribosome
Molecular function (GO): structural constituent of ribosome
Source: RefSeq, a predicted model, not a curated record
AUGAAGAAGAAAGGCGGCAGAGUCUUAGUAACGCUGGAGUGCACCGAGGCCCGGGCCCUUGGCAUGCCCCCCUCGCGCUACGUAACUUCGAAGAAUAGGAGAACGACGCCGGAGCCCCUGGUCUUGAGAAAGUACAACAAAUAUCUACGUCGUCACACCAUUCAUAAAGAAAUCAAGUGA